Zootermopsis nevadensis is the source of this 5224-nucleotide messenger RNA. It is a transcript of the gene botv, whose product is annotated as exostosin like glycosyltransferase 3. Gene Ontology annotation, cellular component: membrane. Gene Ontology annotation, molecular function: glycosyltransferase activity. The record is from RefSeq and is a predicted model, not a curated record. NCBI's taxonomy places the organism in Eukaryota, Metazoa, Arthropoda, Insecta, Blattodea, Termopsidae.
UUAACACGAAAGUAUUAUAUGAGAGAAAAUAUAAAAAUAUAUGUAAAGUAAUGUGGUAAACAUUCCUUACCUUUCUUGAAAUUGGUGAAAUGUUUACUUUAUAUUUAAUUUCAAUGUUUGAUAGUAAACAAGGCUUUGAACCUGAGGUUAUGUUUUGCUGUAGUUUAUGGCACAACACAGCACUGACUCAAAUCAUGAAGUGGAGUGAAAGAUGUAUGAAGUGAUGCCAUUCUAAUGCAAAAUGAUACUGGACUUGGGUGGUGCAUCAUCAUACCAUGCCCUUGGCAGUAAGGAGGUAUUUUGUCACUGGCUGAGUCAUGUGAAGUUGUCUCGUAUCAUAAUUCUGGUCUCAGUUGUGCUGAUCAUCGUUCCACUUAUUACACAUUACUACUUGUCAAAGGUUGAAAGCAACGUGCCAAAUGGAGAUGUGCACCGUACACGAUCCAAACUGGAGGCUUUUGAAGACUUCAGUACUCUCAAAGCAUCUGACUUGAAACUCCGCAUAGAAGAAAUGUUGAGGAUUAAAGGAUCAGUUAGUGCAGAACUCCGUGAUCUUGAGGCCAAGAGACAGCGGUUGCAAUUAGAGGUGGUUGGUUUCACGCAACGCAUUGAUGAGCUGAAACUGGAAAUGAUUCAUCAGCAGACAGAACUUGAGCGACUCAAGAUUUCAGUUGAACAAGCCCAAGUUGCUCAGAGGGAAGCCCUUCAGAGGAAUACUCCUGACCUAGCUCUUCCUCGGAGACUCCUGCCUUCUUCGCCCCCUGAAGAAUUUCUCCCAAGAAGAGCAGGAGAGAAUCUUUCUUGCCGAAUGUAUAAUUGCUUUGAUUUCUCCCGGUGUUCACUUACUUCUGGUUUUCCUGUCUUCCUUUAUGAUCCUGAUCACUAUCCAGUCAUUGCACCAGGCUGGGAAGUUGAAGGUUUUGUGAAAACCACACUGAAGCAGACUCUUGGUUAUAAUCCACAUUUCACAUCUGAUCCAAAAGUUGCGUGUGUAUAUUUAGUAUUAGUUGGUGAAGCUUUAGCUGUAUCUGGUAGAAAGAAUAUUCAUAAUAAUGACACUAAAGUACCUGCGAAAUCUAUCCAAGAAAAGCUUUUGCACAAUCUUCCGUAUUGGGGAGGGGAUGGACGGAAUCACAUUUUACUCAAUUUUGCUCGCAGCAGUAGUGUCCAUGAUAGCAGGGAUACGUCAACUGGUGGGCGUGACAUAUUUGUUGGCAUUGAUACUGGACGAGCCAUGCUUGUUCAGUCAACGUUUACGCGAUCCACAUUUCGCCGUGGUUUCGAUGUUGUAACUCCUCCCAUUUUGGGUCCUCCAGGAGGAGAUGUGUGGCAAGACUGCCCAUCUAUGUUGCCUGCGCGGCGACGAUACCUCUUAUCAUUUCAAGGAGAAUUCCAUUAUUCAUCAAAUCUAGUCACACUGAAGGAAGCCGUGGUAAAGAGUAUUGCUGACACUGUUGAUGAUGUGAAUGAUGCUGACCUCAAUGACCAUAGGGAAGAUUAUAUGUCUGAAUCAAAAACAGAAGCUGGUGGUAUUGAUAUUCAGGAUAAUAUUAACAGAUUUAUAAUGGAACACUUGCAUGGAAUGGCAUAUGGAUCGACAUCCGACCAAUUCCUCUUUCACUUUGAGUGUUCCAUGCUAGUUAGUUCGCCAAACACUGAAGAGACAACUAAAAAAUUUAAUACUGGUAGGUGGCUGCCCAGUAUGAGGAAGGUUUCUGAUUUCUCAGACUUGUGGGGAGAAUGGGCCCUUUGUGGAACGGAAUCAUCUCGAAUAAAUGUUUUAAAAGAGUCGACAUUUGCUCUCGUAAUGGCACCAACAAAUUUUAGCUUGGUGUCGACCACAGUGGUGCAGAUACGAGUGUAUGAAGCAGUUAAAGCUGGUGCAAUACCUGUUCUGCUGGGAGGAGAUCAACUUGAGAUGGCUUAUGGAGAAGUUGUAGACUGGCACAAAGCUGUUCUCUUUCUGCCAAAGGCACGGAUCACAGAGAUGCAUUUCUUUCUUCGUUCCAUAUCGGAUUCAGACUUAUUAUCAUUACGACGUCAGGGUCGUCUGGUGUGGGAACGUUAUUGCUCUUCAGUGCAGAGUGUAGUGGAUACUGUUGUGGCAGUCUUGCGGGACAGGCUUGCCAUCCCUCCUCUUCCCAUACAAGAUGAACCUUCACCCAGUGUAUUCAAUUCUACAUUCACACCUCUACGAACUGAAGCUGUGGUAUCAGAAACAGAACCAGAAGAGAGUCUUGGGCCAAUUGAACCACCUUAUCCUUCGCCUCGUUUUAAGCGCAACUACACAGUCUUCCUAACACAGGGUCACGAGAUGUGGAAUGACUGGGGUGAUCCAUUUUGGCUCUACCCACAAUUACCCUUUGAUAUACUUUUGCCGUCUGAUGCAAAAUUUGUUGGUUCUGGUAUGGGAUUCCGCCCCAUCGGAAGGGGUGCUGGUGGUGCUGGAAAGGAAUUUUCAGAAAGUCUCGGAGGAAACAAUCCCCGGGAGCAGUUUACCAUCGUUAUGCUGACAUAUGAAAGAGAACAGGUACUGAUUAAUUCUCUGAGUAGAUUGUAUGGACUGCCAUACCUGAACAAAGUUGUUGUCAUAUGGAACUCUCCCAAACCACCUCUAGAAGAUUUACAUUGGCCUGACAUAGGAGUCCCCAUACACGUGGUGAAAGCAAGUCGAAACAGCCUGAACAACAGGUUUCUCCCAUAUAGUGCCAUUGAAACUGAAGCCGUGCUUUCAGUAGACGAUGAUACACACCUACGACAUCAUGAAAUUGUUUUUGGCUUUAGGGUGUGGCGAGAACAGCGGGACAGAGUAGUUGGCUUUCCUGGUAGGUUCCAUGCCUGGGACCUCAAUUAUGGAGGAUGGCUCUACAAUUCCAAUUACUCAUGUGAGCUGUCUAUGGUGUUAACAGGUGCUGCAUUCUUUCACAAGUAUUAUAUGUAUCUCUACUCCUACUGGCUGCCUCAGGCUGUAAGAGACAAAGUGGAUGAGUACAUGAACUGUGAAGACAUUGCAAUGAACUUCCUUAUUUCGCACAUCACAAGGAAGCCACCAGUCAAGGUGACUUCUCGCUGGACUUUUCGCUGUCCGGGAUGCCCAGUAUCCCUAUCUGAAGAUGAUACACAUUUUAAAGAAAGACACAAAUGUAUUAAAUUUUUUACACAGGUGUUUGGAUACACUCCACUACUCAACACUCAGUUUAGGGCAGAUUCAAUACUCUUCAAGACCAGAAUUCCUCACGAUAAACAAAAGUGUUUCAAAUUCAUAUGAUGCGUUCAUAUCAUUUCAUUUUGGGAAUGUUUGUUUACAAUUUGUCUUUAUAAUUGAUUAUAAAUACAGCUUCUAGCCAUUUUAAUAUAAUCACAGACUGAAUACUUGUCUGAACAGAUGAAAUUAACAUGUUCAUAAAUUAUGGUUCAGUGAAGCAGAACAGCUUGUGUGUCUUGAGGGUUUUUUUUUAAAAUUUCUGUUCUAGUUGUGGUGCCAUGUUAAUGAAGAAUUUCAUUAGUAAAUUCUAGAAACAUUUAUGCUUUACUUAACAGCUGACAAUGUUAUUUAUAUUUUAUAUAUAAUUUGUUUAACUUAAUAUGUUGAAAAAUGUGUCAGGUAUGAUGGAAAUGGUGCAACAAACCAAAUUAUCCAAACUGGAAUAUCAGUGUAAAAAGCGGCCCAUCCACGUACGAGUCUGUUGCGAGUCCGGCUCGGCUCGGGUUCCAUUGAGCCAAACUCAUUUGUGGGUGGGGUGUCAUGAGCCGAGUCUGCUAUGCAUGUGUGGUGAAAUACAUCCGAGCCCGGCUCACGAGUCAAGAUCGCCGAGCCAGACUCGUACGUGGAUGGGCCUCUUAAGUGUUUUACAUAUUGAUGAAAACUAUAUGUGUAAAUAAAUCACCACAUAUUUACUUGCAUUUCCUCAUAAUCAUAGUAAAACUAAUGUAACAUUCGCCAAAUGAGGCCGUGAAGUUCGAGAUGCACGACUUAAUGACUGCGAAGCAGAAGUUGUGCCAGCGUCUGUCAGAUUACUUAUUAUAUAGCAAAGACUGCUUGUGAAAUCCCAAACUGAUCUGUUAACCUUUUCCAUUUUAAACAAGUGUACUUAGUUAAUACACUUCUGUUGCUUAUCUGGCAAUAAGGAAAUACUACCGCCAGUAUGGCAACUGCAUCCAGGUACAGUACAUGCAAUACACAAACGCAUAUUGAAACAGGCCUCUCUAAUCUUAUGAUCACCCUGACACCAUUGAUUUCCUCUUACAUGAAGAAAUAGAAGUCUGUAACUUCCCAUUCAAUUUAUUGCAGGGACAGUUUCCUUUCUAUCCAGACUGAAGCUCUUCAAACGCAUAUAACUUCAUCAGUUUUAUCUGCAAUUAAAUUUAUAUUUCCCUUGAUAAUCUAUGGGGUCUGCAGUUGCCGCACAGUUUAAGGCAUGGGCCUUGGUCACUGGGACCGUGGGUUCGAAUCCCUCUCAAGCCAUGGAUGUUUGUCCGCGUUUUUCUGUGUUGUGCUGUCCUGUGUACAGGUAGAGGCCUUGCCGAUCCCUCGUCCAAGGAGUCCUACCGAAUGUCGAUAGAUCAAGCCAACGUAAAGUUGGAACCCGCAGUGCUAACCAGUAGCACAGAGUUGCACAUCCAUAAGCUGUGGGUGCCAGCUUGCUUGAGGAAGAUCCAGAUUAAACAUUUAAAUAUCGUAAUUGCUGUAAUAGGAAAACUGUUGAAAAGUGAUUAUUUAUAAUUCUUUUAUGUCUUGUGUAUUUUUAUCACAUUAUUACUUGUUAAUAGAUAAAGAAAUUACGUUUUAAUAUUAACAGAUGUUUGAAAUACUUGGUAAAUUUAACUCUCUCAGUCCAUUCUCCACAAACAGUUGGCAAGAUCUUGGAACCAUGUUUUCAUGACAACAUAAUGUACGCUCUUGAGGAAUCUUGUAAAGUGUAAUUUGGUAGAUUUGCUGUAUGGAAGUAUUGAUGUCAACUUUUGUCCAUAAAGUUACAUCUAAUCUUAAAGUGUUGAACUGUUUUAUUUGAAUAGUUAUUGUAUUGUGGUUAUGGCACGAACUAUGAGGUGAGACGUACUUGAUUUAUCAGCCUUUCAUGACUUAGGCCUAGUGCCAUGUGUAUGUAUAUAGACAUAUAUUGUCGUGUCAUAUCUUUUACAGUGCAAAUGCGUUGCAUGUGGUAGCAUUUCAUCUUGAAAAAAUAAAUAAAAUUCUUCAGGUUUCCCAUUAAUCCACCAGCAA